Molecule: messenger RNA, 699 nt
Organism: Dermatophagoides pteronyssinus (European house dust mite)
Lineage: Eukaryota; Metazoa; Arthropoda; Arachnida; Sarcoptiformes; Pyroglyphidae
Gene: Trs33
Product: trafficking protein particle complex subunit Trs33
Biological process (GO): endoplasmic reticulum to Golgi vesicle-mediated transport; regulation of GTPase activity
Cellular component (GO): trans-Golgi network; cis-Golgi network; TRAPP complex
Source: RefSeq, a predicted model, not a curated record
CACACACAAACACACAUGCAUGCAGAAUGAGUGAAUCAGCUGAUUGAUAUUAUUCUGAAUCGAUUUGUUUUUUUUCUUGGUUGAUGAUUAAUAUUCCUGUAAACAAAUCAUGGCCGAUGAUAUUCUUUUAGAUUUUCUUCAUAUGGAAUUUGUUUCAUUAUUUGAUGAAAUGAAUGGUGAAGAAAAGCCAAAUGAUGUAAGCCGACAAGAAUCGAUUGGCUAUCAGGUUGGAUUUCGAUUCAUUGAAAAAUAUACACGUGAAUGGAAUCGUUUUAAAGAUGAAUUAGAAAUAAUAAAAUUUAUUUGUAAAGAAUUUUGGUCAGUAAUAUUUGGUAAACAAGCCGAUACAUUACGUACAAAUCAUCAAGGUAUUUACGUAUUGAUUGAUAAUCAAUUUCGUUUUCUAAUACGAAUGACUGAUUCACAACAAUAUAUGGAUCAAAUUGGCAAGUAUUUAGCAUUCAGUUGUGGCUUAAUACGUGGUGCAUUAUUCAAUCUAGGUAUAUCAUCGGUUGUAACUGCUGAUGUUUCACAGCCACCAAGUGUAAAAUUUCAGAUAAAAAUUCAUACAUAAUUUAUCUAUUAACCGAAAAAAAUCAAUUCUAAAAUUUGUAUCAUCCACUCCAUAUAUAUCUUAUUAUUGUUGUCAUUUCAAAUCAUUCCAUAAAAUUAUAAUAAAAUGCAAAUGAGAGAAGAAAA